This is a messenger RNA of Neoarthrinium moseri, 1092 nucleotides long. RefSeq lists its product as uncharacterized. Gene Ontology annotation, molecular function: oxidoreductase activity. The transcript is spliced from 3 exons. The record is from RefSeq and is a predicted model, not a curated record. The coding region runs from base 1 to 1092 and encodes 363 amino acids. NCBI's taxonomy places the organism in Eukaryota, Fungi, Ascomycota, Sordariomycetes, Amphisphaeriales, Apiosporaceae.
AUGUCAAAUACUGAGCCUCUACAAGAGAUGCGAGCUGCACUAUUACGUGAAUAUAACAAGCCUUACGAACUUGGCAGAAAGGAGACGCCGAAAAUAGCUGACCAUGAACUGCUCGUCAAGGUCUACGCCGCUGGGUUCUGUCAUUCAGACUUGCAAGUCGCACAAGGACAGUUUCAUUCAAAAACCCCCAUGAUUCCAUCCCAUGAGCCCGCUGGCAAGAUUGUACAGGUUGGAUCCAAUUGCCGGGGCGACUGGAAGGUAGGCGACAGAGUUGGCGUCCUCAACUUCAAAAAUGCGUGCACUUCAUGCACGGGUUGCAGCCUGUCUAAGCGUGAGUACGGCACGUAUGAUCCUAGGUUCUGCGAACGAAGGGAGACCGCCGGCUUCCAGCAUGACGGUGCAUUUGCCGAGUACAUGGUGGCAGAUCCGGAAACGACAGUCAAGCUGCCUGACUCUUUGUCAUUUGAGCAGGCAGCGCCGCUGAUGUGUGCGGGCGCUACUGUAUGGGGAGCUCUUGAGAAGGCGACGUCGGGGCUCAGUGCCGGCAGCACAGUUGCUAUCAUCGGGAUAGGUGGUUUAGGUCACUUGGGUGUGCAGUUUGCGAAGGCCCUCGGCUACCGCACGAUAGCAGUUGACAGCCGCCCUGAAGGUAGGCAACUCUCGACGGAGGUGCCAGGCCUGGACUUGGCUCCUGACCUCGUAGUGGACUCAACCGCUCCAGAUGCCAAAGAAGGAAUCUAUGGUUUUACCCAAGGCGAAGGUAUUGCGGCGGCUGUUGUGUGCACAGAUUCGCUGGCAGCGAACGAGUGGGCCUUGACUCUCUUGAGAAUUGGGGGCACCCUGGUGCUUCUCGGCUUGCCUCCCGAUAAAUGGAGGUUCGAUUCGGAUAUUAUUGUAUUCAAGGAGUUGAUAUUGCGUGGGAGUUACGUCGCUAGCAGAGAGUCUACGGAGAGGAUGAUGGCCAUUGUAAAGAAGAGUAAUAUUCAGUCCCACCUUACCGUGGUCUCCUUUGACGGAAUACCAGGCAUCAUGGACAGAUAUGUGGAAAAGGGGUUUAGAGGGAGACUAGUCGUUCAACUGGCUGAGGAAUAG